Messenger RNA from Aspergillus tanneri, 573 nucleotides. It is a transcript of the gene sec11, whose product is annotated as signal peptidase complex catalytic subunit SEC11. The record is from RefSeq and is a predicted model, not a curated record. Gene Ontology annotation, cellular component: membrane; signal peptidase complex. Gene Ontology annotation, molecular function: serine-type endopeptidase activity. The transcript is spliced from 3 exons. Bases 1 to 573 code for a protein of 190 amino acids. Lineage: Eukaryota; Fungi; Ascomycota; Eurotiomycetes; Eurotiales; Aspergillaceae.
AUGCUCUCAUCCCUAUCACCGAGCCUGUCAAAUACGCGGCAAUCGCUGGCGCAGAUGCUCAAUUUUGCGCUGGUUCUGUCUACGGCGUUUAUGCUCUGGAAGGGUCUGUCCGUGUUCACGGCAUCCAGCUCCCCCAUUGUGGUUGUGCUCUCUGGGUCCAUGGAACCCGCUUUUCAGAGAGGCGAUCUCCUGUUCCUGUGGAAUCGCAGUCCACGAGCUGAAGUGGGUGAGAUUGUUGUUUACAAUGUGAAAGGGAAGGAUAUCCCUAUCGUGCAUCGCGUUGUUCGCACAUUCCCGGAGAUUGAGGGAAAGGCAAAGAAGGUGAAGGAGGUUUCCGAGUCCUCCGUGCCGAAUAACAUGCUACUUACCAAGGGCGACAAUAAUGUGGCGGACGAUACCGAGCUCUAUGCACGAGGACAGGAUUAUCUCAAUCGUCAGGAGGACAUUGUAGGCAGCGUGAGAGGGUAUAUCCCCUUGGUGGGAUAUGUGACCAUCAUGCUCAGCGAAUAUCCAUGGCUUAAAACGGCACUGUUGGGAAUUAUGGGGUUGAUGGUGAUGUUACAACGGGAAUAA